AUGGCAUUGAUCGCCGAUCAUCAACCAACUACUCUUCUAGAUCAUCAAUGGAUUCACACAGAUCAAGCUGGGGAAUAUCUGAAAGCAAUCAAAGAUCGAAAUGACAAUCAACUAAGAGACUUCUCAUUGUUAUUUAGUCCAGCGCUUUCAGCUGGUCUAGUUGUCAAACAAUAUCGUUACAAAAUUCUUCUUAUCGGAAAGACAGGGUCAGGGAAAAGCAGUUUAAUCCGAGCUUUGAUGGGUAAAGAAUUUUCCACGGUAAAUGCUCAACCAACACUUGGAAUCCAAACGACAAAUGUCUACUGGCCUGUUCGGAUCAAUCAACCAAAUAAACCAGUGUUUAUGUUUCGUCUGGAUUUUUGGGAUAUGGGCCAUAUGAGUUCGACAAGAUUUGAUUAUAUCGAUAAUGAUUCGAUGGAUUCUCUCGACAUGAUCAUAUUUGUUGUCUCGGCAGCUGAUCGUGAUAGUUUUACUGAACUACCCACAUUAAUCGAAGAGAAACGUAAACAAUGCAGUACUACUCGUCCAUUUGUCAGUUUAGUGUUCAUCACUAAAUUUGAUCAAUUUGCUGUACUAACUGAAAGCGAUGCGAAAGAGUUUCAAACAAAAUAUAAUAUACCUGUUUAUUUAUUUUCCAAUGUUUAUUCCAACAUGCGUCUGGCGACGUCGUAUUUGAAUCUCAUUGCGGAGAAACUGUACAAACGUGAUCUCGAACUAACUGGUCAACCGUUAUCUUGA
Adineta ricciae is the source of this 738-nucleotide messenger RNA. The record is from the annotation of a GenBank genome assembly. NCBI's taxonomy places the organism in Eukaryota, Metazoa, Rotifera, Eurotatoria, Adinetida, Adinetidae.